CCUUAUCCGCACCUGCCGUGCACCGUACGUGCGCCAUUCAGUGAUAAUUGUGUGUGCUGCUGCUGCUGCUAUUAACCAGUGCUGUGUGGCAAAGCUAGCACAUCCUAAUUCUAGUUGUUGGGGAACUCCUCGCGUUAAUGGAGCAUUGUGUGUUGUGAACGGAACUGCAGCACCGUGUAGAGUUCAACCGUAUCGACUACUUGAGCGAAUCUGUUCAACAGGAUCGAAUCAGCUGUUCAACUGUGCUUUGAAGUGUGUGGCCAAAGAAAAUACUUUUACUACAGUACGUUAACGUCUCAAAACAACCAAUCAUAUUGCAGCAUUGUGCAGCACUCAGUGGAGCUCGCGGCAUGAAUUUGGGUAGUUCCGGUGGAGGCGGUACCGGCACCUCAGCGAACACUUCUGGUGGCAGCAGCGGCGGUAGCGGAGGAUCCUAUUCGGCCGUCUGUGGUGGUGUUGGUGCCGGAAGUGCAAACAGUGCUAGCAUUAGUGCAGCAGCGAGUAGCGGCGGUUACGGUAGCGGUAGUGGAGGAUCCGGCAGUGAGAUGCCUGCGGAAAUCAUUCGCCCAAAGGUUGUGACGGUGAAACACCCGGAAUCGAACAAACCGAAACCAACCACCAAGAAGGGGAAAGCGAUCCAGGCCGACGUUGACGUGAUUAAGGAGUUUCAGCGCUGCAAGGAGGAAAACAUCCAACGACUCGACUUGAGCAAAUCCUCCAUCACCGUCAUACCCGCUUCGGUGAAAGACUGUACGAGCCUGGUGGAGUUUUACCUGUACGGCAACAAGAUCUCUUCCCUUCCGCCGGAGAUUGGCUGCUUGGCGAAUCUGAAAACAUUGGCACUGAAUGAAAAUUCGCUAACGUCGCUACCUGACUCACUGCAAAACCUGAAACAAUUGAAAGUGCUCGAUCUGCGGCAUAACAAACUGUCGGACAUACCCGAUGUGAUCUACAAGCUGCACACGUUGACCACGCUCUAUCUGCGCUUCAACCGGAUCCGUGUGGUGGGUGACAAUCUGAAAAAUCUAAGCAACCUGACGAUGCUUAGCUUGCGCGAGAACAAAAUCCACGAGCUGCCAGCAGCAAUUGGGCAUUUGGUUAAUCUGACGACGCUCGAUCUCUCGCACAAUCAUCUGAAACACCUGCCCGAAGCGAUCGGUAACUGUGUCAACUUAACUGCGCUGGAUCUGCAGCACAAUGAUCUGCUGGACAUACCGGAAUCGAUAGGAAAUUUGUCGAACCUAAUGCGACUCGGGCUACGGUACAACCAGCUCACGUCAAUUCCAGUGUCGCUGAAGAACUGUACGCAUAUGGACGAGUUCAACGUGGAAGGGAACGGUAUCAGUCAGCUACCGGAUGGGCUGUUGGCCAGCCUGAGCAACUUGACUACGAUCACGCUGUCGCGGAACGCAUUUCACAGCUACCCAUCCGGUGGACCUGCACAGUUCACGAACGUGACGAGCAUCAAUCUGGAGCACAAUCAAAUCGACAAGAUACAGUAUGGAAUAUUUUCCCGUGCCAAAGGUUUAACUAAGCUAAACAUGAAGGAAAAUGCACUAACCUCGCUGCCGCUCGAUAUCGGUACGUGGACGCAGAUGGUGGAACUUAACUUUGGCACAAACUCGCUGACGAAACUACCGGACGACAUACACUGCCUGCAAAACCUGGAAAUACUGAUCCUUUCCAACAAUCUACUGAAACGAAUACCGAACACGAUAGGUAACCUGAAGAAGCUACGCGUGCUUGAUUUGGAAGAGAACCGGCUGGAGUCGCUUCCAUCCGAGAUUGGACUGUUGCACGACCUGCAGAAGCUGAUACUACAGUCGAAUCAGCUCAGCGCGUUACCGCGCACCAUCGGUCAUCUGACGAACCUGACGUACCUGUCGGUUGGGGAGAACAAUCUGCAGUUCCUGCCGGAGGAGAUCGGCACGUUGGAAAAUCUGGAAUCGCUUUACAUCAACGAUAAUCCGUCGUUAAUCAAGCUACCGUACGAGCUGGCCCUGUGCCAAAAUCUGGCGAUUAUGAGCAUCGAAAACUGUCCCCUGUCGGCGCUACCGCCGGAAGUUGUCAGUGGUGGUCCGAGCCUCGUAAUACAGUACCUUAAACUUCAUUCGCCCUACCGACAAAUGUGAUUUGCUGGCUGAAGGACCGCAGUCUGCCGCGAGCGAUUUGUUUCUGCUUUGUAUACGUACAAACUGCUGCUGUUCAUCCACCGUGCCCAUGUCUCAUUGUGCUCUUCGGCCUAGCCGGGGCAACGUUCUUUCCGUUCUUGAUACAUAGGUGUGUUGUUUGUGCUCAUACGAAAGUCUACUAUUUACUGCACCGUUUUACGUUUAAAGUGUACAACUCAAAAGCAUUCAGCCACUUCCUUCUUCGAGACAAAUAUCCCAAAAAGAAAACAACUUAUUUGUAUCAAAUGAAAAUCACAGAAGAAAAAAAAAAUGCGUUUAAGUGCAUAAUUUGUGCACGCAUUAAAAAAGAGACAUACACACAAAAAAAAAACAAAAUGAAUCAAUGUGAUUAAAAUAAAGCUUUAAUGUUAUUGCUUAUUAAACGAAACAAAACAAAAGAAAAAAUACAACCUAAAACGUACUACUGCGUGGAACGUCAAAUUAGCGCACAGUGCAGAUUAAUGAUUGAAGGUGUAAUACCAGUGCGGUGCAUCAUGGACAUGUUACUAAAUAAGCUCGAAGCGGGAAACUAUAAAGAACAUCGAUCGAUUGUUUCUUAAACUCUGUGUGCGUGUGUGUUUGUGAAUGAAAAUUACUUUCGAGUUGAUCUCCUGUGCCUGCAGUUGUGUUGUGGUUUGCAAUGUACCUUUUUAAUUUGUUAUCGACAAUAGUGAAAUGAAGAACAAAUGUGACAAUAGUGAUAACCGCUCUGUACGCAAAUUGUGCGCGUAUUUACUGUGUUUGGUGAACACUUACGAAUGAUGGUUUAUUUGAGAUUUGAGUUUUAUGCUUGCGUAGUAAUUGCCAAGAGAGGGAUAUGGAUCGCCACAAGUAGUUAGAAAAUUGACUUCUUGGUUGCGUGUCUCGGUUUGCUGCACUGGCACAAAUGCUUGUACUGGAUUACGAUCGAUACUCAUGGGAAAGCUCCAUCGUACGCUGCAAAGAAAAGAUAAUUUUCACAAGCCAUUGCGUAUCCUUCGUAUAAAUAUGUUCACAUGUGGCGUACAUUGCAAUGUUUUGUUGAACAUUUUCAUUGAUCUCUGCGAAAAGCAUUGCCCUCUUUCGAUAGAGGAUUCGCGUAAACACUAAGCCAACAAUCAUACCAUAAAGGUAACAAUUUUAAUUGUUUUCAACAUAUUUUUGUACCAAUUUUACUGAUGAUCGUAGCGACAAUUCUGUUUCAGUUUUUGAUCAGGGAAGAAAAAAUACGUAAACUGUUCCAUAUAUUAUUAUCAACUGGGCAUCUUACACUGACGACGUUCUAAUAUUAACAGAAUGCCGAAAUCGAUUUUUAAUGUCUUGUUUUAUUUAAUUUUCAAGUAGUGGAAAAAGGAUUUGUUUGGAACGUUUAAUAAAUGCAAUAUAAGGAAUUCGAGUUUACAUAAUGAAACGAACUGCAACGAAUUUAAAGCUUUUGAACGAUGAGUGAACGAAAAAAGUCCCCUUAACCGAGAAGGAACGGUUGGAAAUUAAACACGCUAAAAGAAAUGAUGAACUAAAUUGCAAAUAGUAAAUAGGAAUGUGAUUCACUCAUAAGCUUAUUUGACUAUGCGUUUUAAAGAGAAUGGUCGAAUUUUGAACAUUUCAUACGUUGGUUGCGGAUAGGGAUCCAUUUUAAUCUAGUCAUAAUUCAAUAAUGUUUGGUUUAUUCCGUUGCACUUUGUGUGACCUGCGGCUAAAUUAAUGAUAAAUGUAAAAAAAAACACACACACGCACGUAUAAAAAAGAGUAAACAAUAUCGUUUAAGAUGGUAAAACAAGUAACAGAAAUUUAACAAUCCUGUACACAGCGAAAGUUAAUGAAUCAUAUAGCGGAAUGCAUACAUGGCCUAAAUAAUAAAUGUAGCGAUGAAAGGAUCAUACAUAAAUGUACGCGAGCAGUAAGUCAUUAAUCAGAAAGCGCAGUAAAUCAGCGGUAAAGAGAUGAAAAAAUGUAAUGUGUACAUUGAGAAUUGUUUCAUAAUGAUGAUGUAAAACAUGACGUAAAUGGGAAGCAGAAGUAGUAGUUUAAAUGUUGUAACAGAAUGAUGUACACAUAAUAGUAACAACUAUUAUUGUCCCAGCUACCCCGUUGAGACGGUUAAUUAUUUCAGGCAGAUAACGAUAUAUCGGAUUACUAUACCAUUAUAUAUAUGUAUAUGUAAGGUAGUAAGGAAUCCGUUAUACAAGCGUAACCCAGAAUGUAUUCGUCGAAGAUCGAAUUUAACAGCAAAAAUGGAAUUGACAUUUCUAGUAACAGAUACAUAAUUAAUAUGAAUGUCAUUCCGCUUGCCAAGAAAACCGAAAAAUGCAUAGACAGCGGUGCAUGUGCUUUUUCAAGUUACUGAAAUGGUAUGACCUUCGAAGGCUUGCAAUUGCAUAGUUGGAAAACAACAACAAAAAACAUACACAAACACGCUUCAUAGUUUGUGUUGCUCAUGUUCAAUUGCAUCCAUAUGUUCUCUAGCUGUAUCGCCGCACGGACAUUACAGCUAAUAGUUGCGAAUGCCAGUUCCAGGUGCCAUAUGCAUGAUUUGUGUGAAAACAGCAAGAUAAGAACAAGAAAAACAACCCAAACCUCAAAGAUUUCAUGUUUUUUAGCUCUUGUUUAUUGUCUUUACGUUGUAUUAAAGCUAUGUAUUUCCAAAGCAUGUGGAAGGAAGUGAUGGUAAUAGGGCGGCCGCGCCAUCAUGCACUUCUGCUACAUACUGCAAAUAUCCAAAAACAAAUCUGACAGAACAAACAAUUCCCUUUUGUUUGAUGGCUGAACAGUUACGCUGAACCACAGAAGAAGCAUCAAACAGGACGCUAUAUUUUAAUACUGGCGACGGCGGGGCCGUGUAGGAGAAGCAUGCCGGAGAAACUAAAAAAUCAGAUGCAGUAAUCCGGAGGCAUAGCACGUAAGAUAAACCUAGACACUAACUGUUUGAUUAUGCUGAGAGCAAAAAACUAUAUUUAAUUUUUAUGUAAUAUAAGAUAGAUUACCUAUGAUCGUACAUGAGAUAUAUGGAGAUAUGCAUCCUUUUUUUUUUGACUAACAAGCAAGGAAAGGCAGUACAGUGGCAGUGGCCGGAGAUAGCGGAGGGAAGCGAGGGGAGCAGGAGGAAGAAUACGAAAAUAUAAUGCGCACACAAAUAAAGUAUUCUGAUUCGUAUAGCAUAAGCAGAACCAUUCGAAGAUAGGAAAGAUGGCAACAAAAAAAUAAUAUAAAGUUCGUGAAAUAGAAAUACACGACAAGCGUUAAAUAAAGUUGCAAAUAAACGAUCGCUGAUGUUCGAGACAUCGACGACAAACAAGAAACGAACCCGUUGACAAAAAGGGUUCCAAAUUCCCUACCGUCUGCAACCUAACGGAUGCAAGAUUCACGAACGAUCGAACAUCGUUUGAUAACGCUAGCGAAAGUAUAAUACAAUGUAAAAUUAUUACUCACUAGGGCUUCUCUAGUGACUGGGGUGGUUGUGAAUCAGCCCGUAACGAGUAGUAAGGUAAAGAAGAAACAAAACAAGUUAUAAACAUACCUUAGUACAUAUGAUACAAUUAUGCAAUAUCUGGCAAACGAAUAAAAUAGUAUGAUACAAAAGUGGGAAGUUAAGAAGAAAAGGAACACACACACACACACACACACACACAUGUUCGCGCAUACACAAACAAACAAAACAAAGCAUACAGCGAAAACAUGGUUGCAAAUUUGAGAUGUAAGAACAAAAAAAAAACACUGAACGAUCGUAUCCGUAAAUCCGUAGACAUCAAACAUUAUUAUGUUUAAUCGACUCAAAUGUUCUUGUUCAAAUACGAAAACCACACGAAAGGGUGAAAGUAGUACACAGAAGGACAAAAGAAAGCUCUCUGCUGCGAUUGUUUGCGAUUUUCUAGCUGAAAUUUUGUGGAUUACAUUAAUUUUUUCAUCCAACAGUGCACUUGAAUUGAAACGAACUUUACUUAAGUUCGGUGCCAUUUAGGGGCUUCUGUGUUCUUUUUCAUUGACAGGCCAUGCACUAGCAACACUGGUGGAAUUAGAUAAGCUGUGUCGUAGAAGCAUCCUAUUUUUGUGUGGUUCCCGUGUGCCAAAGCCCCCCCAACAUUGAUUAUAAUAAGGUAGCGAUCGAAACAAAACACGAAAAAACCAGAACUUCACUCCUUUGUAAUAAAAAGGACAAUCGCAAAUAACGAAAUACGCCGACGAAAUAUUGUUGCAACCGAGUGUUAUUCCAUUGCUUCGCAGUAAAAUCCGUUUUAUUUUUGUCUGCCCUUGUGCCACACGCAAAACCCGCACGGCUCGAAAGGUUUAAAUAAGUGGUCUGAAGCAUAAACAAGCUAAUAGUUUUACACAAGUUUUUGUGAGGUACGAAUGGGUAAAAUAAGAAAAGGGGCUCUAUUUCAGCGUUAGUUCAGGCGGAAAAUAAUUUCUCAAACCAAUUCAUAAAAGAAUAAUUGAAAUUAACAGCACAACAAAAUAUGUACUAGAGAGAAUACUGACAAACAAAUGGGAAACUGACGAUGACAAAAUUUCAUAAAUAAAUGU
This is a messenger RNA of Anopheles moucheti, 6671 nucleotides long. RefSeq names its product leucine-rich repeat protein soc-2 homolog (gene Sur-8). The record is from RefSeq and is a predicted model, not a curated record. The coding region runs from base 351 to 2132 and encodes 593 amino acids. The transcript has 3 exons. Gene Ontology annotation, molecular function: protein binding. Lineage: Eukaryota; Metazoa; Arthropoda; Insecta; Diptera; Culicidae.